Molecule: messenger RNA, 306 nt
Organism: Hyaloperonospora brassicae
Lineage: Eukaryota; Oomycota; Peronosporomycetes; Peronosporales; Peronosporaceae
Source: the annotation of a GenBank genome assembly
AUGGCUCAGCCUUCUCGGGUCCUUACGUUUCGUGGCCACCGCAAGUCGGUCAACGCGCUGCUCUGUGAGGAGGCAUUGCACCCGAAUAUGCUGGUCUCAGGCAGUGACGACGGCACAUGCCGUCUAUGGGACGUCCGAACCGCGCGAGUAACGAAGUGUCUGAACGUGAAGAAGGCACUGGACGCUGAUGAAGAGGACGAGAGUGCUGUUAACUCGCUUGCCUUUGGGAAGGCGACGACAGGAGCAGAGAGUGCUUACCUCUACGUGGCAGCAAGCAGAAAGGUGCCCACUUUUGACGUGCGGUAG